Molecule: messenger RNA, 1392 nt
Organism: Argentina anserina (silverweed cinquefoil)
Lineage: Eukaryota; Viridiplantae; Streptophyta; Magnoliopsida; Rosales; Rosaceae
Product: succinate--CoA ligase [ADP-forming] subunit alpha-2, mitochondrial
Exons: 7
Coding region: 110-1105 (331 amino acids)
Biological process (GO): tricarboxylic acid cycle
Cellular component (GO): succinate-CoA ligase complex (ADP-forming); mitochondrion
Molecular function (GO): succinate-CoA ligase (ADP-forming) activity; succinate-CoA ligase (GDP-forming) activity
Source: RefSeq, a predicted model, not a curated record
AGGAAAAGUAGCCCAUACAUAUUUGGUUACUUUGAGCAGCCAGGCCAGCAGCGGUAGACGGUAGUAGAGUCGUCGAUCGAAAUCGAAAUUCAAGUGAAAUCCAAGAGUGAUGGGUCGCCAAUCCCUAGCCAAGCUGAUCGGUUCGAUCGCAUCACGCAAGCCUCCGUCUGUCAUUCAGCGCCGUCACUACGCCUCCAGUCCUCCUCCGCCGCCGGCUGUUUUCGUCGACAAAAACACCCGCGUCAUUUGCCAGGGAAUCACCGGCAAGAACGGCAGUUUCCACAGCGAACAGGCCAUCGAAUAUGGCACUAAAAUGGUGGGUGGUGUUACUCCAAAGAAGGGCGGGACCGAGCAUCUGGGACUUCCCGUCUUCAAUUCAGUCGCCGAAGCAAAGGCUGAAACAAAGGCGAACGCCUCUGUAAUCUAUGUUCCUCCACCAUUUGCUGCUGCUGCGAUUAUGGAAGCAAUGGAAGCUGAGCUCGAUCUUGUUGUUUGCAUCACUGAGGGUAUCCCACAACAUGAUAUGGUACGUGUGAAGGCUGCACUCAACAGCCAAUCUAAAACUCGACUCAUUGGACCAAAUUGCCCUGGAAUUAUCAAGCCCGGUGAAUGCAAAAUUGGGAUUAUGCCCGGCUACAUCCAUAAACCUGGUCGUGUGGGAAUUGUUUCUCGGUCUGGUACCUUGACCUAUGAAGCGGUUUUCCAAACAACUGCUGUUGGCCUUGGGCAGUCCACUUGUGUUGGUAUUGGGGGUGAUCCUUUCAAUGGGACAAACUUUGUUGAUUGCAUGGAAAAAUUCUUGGCAGAUCCUCAGACAGAAGGUAUCGUUCUUAUAGGAGAGAUUGGUGGGACUGCAGAAGAGGAUGCCGCUACACUGAUAAAGGAAAGUGGAACUGAGAAGCCAAUUGUUGCAUUCAUUGCUGGACUAACUGCUCCCCCUGGUCGGCGUAUGGGUCAUGCUGGAGCUAUUGUAUCGGGAGGAAAGGGUACCGCACAAGAUAAAAUCAAAACUCUUAGGGAAGCUGGGGUCACGGUGGUGGAGUCUCCUGCGAAAAUUGGGGUGGCCAUGUUUGAUGUGUUCAAGCAGAGGGGACUAGUGAACUAGUUUGGGAGUAGUAGCACUUUCGGAAUCACCUAAAACAUGUUAUGGGGGCAAAUUGUCCAAACAGCAUAAAUAUGUCAAAAUUUUACACUGAUCAACUGUGGUGGGGCGUUUAAAUGCGCUUGGUUUUUCAACCCGUUUUUCCGCCAAUUGUGGUGUUUUAUAAUGAAUCAGAUGAUGUUGAGAGUUUAACUUUUGAUGCGUGAAAUGUUGUGCUUACAAGGAAUGCUGGUAUGCAGGGAAAUAAUUUUGGAAUAUACAGCCAACGGGCAACAUCAAUGUUCUCUGUC